AAGAAAAGAAAAAAAGGGAAAAAAGCGGAGGAGUGAGGGAAGGAGGGAAGGAAAGAGGGGGAAAAAAGUUUGGAAGUCAUGUUUCUGCACACUCUCAGCUCGGCCGCCGCUGCCUCCCCCUGGCGCUGACUUUCUGUUCUUUCUCUCUCCCCUAGCUUCUUACUUUUUUUUUUAACUUGGAACCAGUAGGACAUUUAGGGAGGGAGCGGAGGGGGGGGGGGGACUCCCCCUUUCUUCCCCCCCAGCUUACAUAUCUUAUGUUUGUUUGUUUGUUUGUUUGUUUGUUUAGUGCUUGUUCGGUUGUGAUUCUCUGGCGCGCGGCCCGACAUGUGGUGAAGAGAGAGAGAGAAAAAAAGAGAGAGAGAGAACAGUGCACAAGGUGAUGGAGAGAGUGAUGGGGGGAGGAAAAGUGAGUAAGAGGAGAGGGGAGGUUUAUUGUAAGACUUGAAUGCCAACAAACUGAGGCCAUAUGAUAAUGUGAGGGAGGGAGGGAGGGAGGAGAGGGAGGGGGGAGCUUUCUGUGUACGCUUAAUCCUAUUUCCUUAUCCGGGGUUUGUCCCGCAGCCGCGCCAUUGGCCGGCCAGCGUCACGUGGUCGCUCAACUUUGUUCACUUGACAGAAAAGUAGGAGGGUUCAAGGGAACGGGAAUAAGCGAAGAGUAAAGGGAUGAGAUAUAAAUUUUAGUUAUAUAUUUUCCGAGUCGGUGCAAUUCCACAAAAAAGACUAAAUUAAUGGCCAUGAGCUCCUAUUUGAUCAACUCCAACUAUGUGGACCCCAAGUUCCCGCCGUGCGAGGAGUACUCACAGAGCGACUAUCUGCCCAGCCACUCUCCGGACUACUACAGCUCUCCGAGGCAGGAGCCUGCCUCCUACCAGCCGGACUCCCUCUACCACCACCUCCACCACCAGCACCAACAGCAGCACCAACCACAGCACCACCAACAGCACCGAGGCGAGCCGCCCUUCACGCCGUGCCACCGCACAGGGCAGCCCGCCUCGGUGGUGAUGUCCCCCCGGGGUCACGUCCUCCCCCCUUCGGCCGGGCUGCAGCAGCAGCAGCAGCAGCAGCAGCAGACAACGACGACCCCGGUCCCGGAGCCGCGGAGUCACCGCUGCGACUCGGUGACACCCAGCCCGCCUCCGCCUCCGUCCUGCGGCCAAACGCCGCACAGCCAAAGCACUUCUUCCCCCGCGAGCAACCGCAAAGACCCCGUUGUGUACCCGUGGAUGAAGAAAGUCCACGUAAACAUCGUGAGUACGAACUACACGGGCGGUGAGCCCAAACGGUCUCGGACGGCCUACACCCGGCAGCAGGUUCUGGAGCUGGAGAAAGAGUUCCACUAUAACCGGUACCUGACGCGCAGGCGCAGGGUGGAAAUCGCGCACACGCUUUGUCUGUCGGAGCGUCAGAUCAAGAUCUGGUUCCAGAACCGGAGGAUGAAAUGGAAGAAGGACCACAAGCUGCCCAACACCAAGGUCCGUUCAGGGGCAAACAACAACAACAUCAACAACAACAACAACAACAACAACAACACAAACUCCCAGAACCGGACCAGUGGAGCUCUAUAGCCCGGUUCUUUGUCUCACAGACAACCUGCAGUUUUUGUUUUCUCCUCUUCCUCCUUAUAACCUGAUGAUCGAACUGAACCUGCAGCCACUGCUUUGUGAACUAAACCGGAACCUGCACUUUGGACCGGGACAACGCUUUCACUCUGGAGGGAGAGAUGGUUGUUGAUGGUUGUUUAUGGUUGGAUGUAGCGGCCGGUGCUGGUGUUACACACGAUGUGAGGGCCUCUGAGGAAAUAAAUCACACACACACACACACACUCUCACACACACAGACUGUGCAGAAUGAAAGAACUGACGUUGAAUGAAAAAGAAAUUGAAAAAAAAAACAACCUAUGACGUCUCUUUGCCUCACCCUCAUUCACACACUUCUGCUCCUCUACUUUUAUUACCUCUUGUCUUUUUAUACCAUCUCCACCUCCUCCUCCACCUCCUCCUCCUCCUCUGCUUUCCAUAUGACAGCAUACGACAGUAGAUUCAAUGUAACACGCUCGAGCACGCGCGCGUCUGUGUGUACGUGUUAUUAUUUUCUCUCUUUUUUAAAUUUUUUUUCUACUCUCUUCUACCCGAUACUCUCUCUCUCUCCCUCUCUCUCUGGGUGAAGAUGAAUCCUCGUUUUCAUCUUUAAUCAUGACAAACUCGGCUCCCAUUUGUCAUGUUUACUCUGCGGUACACAAAGCCAAAAAGAGCAGGGGGGAGGAGGGGGAGGUGAACCCAUUACACCCCCCCUCCCUCGGUCCCACAAACACACACACCAAAACCACACAAACACAUGCAUCUCCAAACCACCGUUCAGGAACAUAAAUAUUAAAUGGAUCCCUCGAUGCGUCGGAAACAAGUAUUUCGAAAUGCGCGUGCACGCGCCACAAUUAUUGUCUUUGAAAUAAUUCUAAUUCUAGUGUUUUUUUUUAAUUGUUGGUUGUAAACAUGAUCCAUCCUCACGCCGUGUCUCCGCGUGACACACACACAUACGCGCGCGCUUGCUCGUGUGUUUGUGUGUUACACUGCGGUCGGCCGGUCGUUCACGUUGUUGGUAUUGUUGUUAUUGUUGUUGUUAUUAUUGUUAUUAUUGUAUGCAUACAGGGAAACUGACUAUGUGCACAGUUACCUCGCAGCGCACGCACGCACGCACGCACGCUCAACGAAGCAGGGUUUUUAUUCUAACGAAGCUGCCUGAAAAAAAAGGACUUUUAUCUAUUCAAACCAAAACGAUGGUACACGUAGCUUCAGAACGACAUUAUAAACGCAGCACUAUACAAUGUACUACCUAUUACCUCAGCUGUACCUAUAUACAUAUUAUUAUUAUUGUUAUUAUUAUUGUUUGUAUCUGUUUUAAAUCUUAUAUUUUUCCUCUUACACUUGUGGAAUGAAGUAAUAGCUUUUCCAGGUUUUUAUAUUUUUUUAAUUUUUGUGACUUAUACAAAUAGUAAUUAUUAAUAGUUAAUAUUAUUAUUAUUAUUAUUAUCUGCAACACAGAGAGGCGCUAUUGAUUUAUUAUAUGUGAAACAAAGGUUAUUUAAUUGGUUCCGGUCACAGACUUUCAGAACAACGAGGAGCCUUUUCUUUUUGCAUGUCCGAAUGACUGUUUUAUUUUUUUAUAAUUCGUUUUUUUAUUAAUUUUUUUUAAAAAACAAAAAGUACUUUUCCUUCUCGUUCUCUGUUGUUUUCUACGCACAUGAAAUGCGCGCCCCCGUCUCCUCUGCUCUUUGUUCGUUUUUUCCCCUCAUCGUGACACUUUUUUAGUCUGUAUUUUUUUAAAUAUAAAUAUAUUUUGUUUUUGUUCUUGUUUUUUUUCCCACAUUCCAAAGAUGAGUCGAAGAUGCUGUGGUGCAUGACGACUGAUGAUGGUGAUGAUGUUAUUGUUGAACAUGUGUGUGUUUGCCGCUCCUCUCUCUGCCUAUAUCUAUUCCCUCUUAUUAUUUGUAAAUAGUCCGUUGAAUUUAAAUAAAUGAGUUUACUCUCUAAAAAAA
Cynoglossus semilaevis (tongue sole) is the source of this 3535-nucleotide messenger RNA. It is a transcript of the gene hoxb4a, whose product is annotated as homeobox B4a. Gene Ontology annotation, biological process: positive regulation of transcription by RNA polymerase II; anterior/posterior pattern specification; embryonic skeletal system morphogenesis. The record is from RefSeq and is a predicted model, not a curated record. The transcript has 2 exons. Bases 732 to 1568 code for a protein of 278 amino acids. Gene Ontology annotation, cellular component: nucleus; nucleoplasm. NCBI's taxonomy places the organism in Eukaryota, Metazoa, Chordata, Actinopteri, Pleuronectiformes, Cynoglossidae. Gene Ontology annotation, molecular function: DNA-binding transcription factor activity, RNA polymerase II-specific; RNA polymerase II cis-regulatory region sequence-specific DNA binding.